Molecule: messenger RNA, 3410 nt
Organism: Cyprinus carpio (common carp)
Lineage: Eukaryota; Metazoa; Chordata; Actinopteri; Cypriniformes; Cyprinidae
Product: adrenoceptor beta 3b
Biological process (GO): adenylate cyclase-activating adrenergic receptor signaling pathway; norepinephrine-epinephrine-mediated vasodilation involved in regulation of systemic arterial blood pressure
Cellular component (GO): membrane
Molecular function (GO): norepinephrine binding; epinephrine binding; beta3-adrenergic receptor activity
Source: RefSeq, a predicted model, not a curated record
AUAAUCUUGGAAAUGCAGUGUGUUUGGUCAAACUGUUAUCUCAAAACUAAGAGUCAGCUUUGUGUUCUACAGCAGAUUGUCUGGACCUGCACUGAUGUUCAAUCCAAGUUUGAAGGUUUUUGUAUUAUCACAGAUGGGCCAACAUGUGCAGCAAGGUCUUAGACAAAUGAAAGCCUUUGUUUAUCGCCUGUGCAGUGAAACACAAUAUCUCUGUCGACCCACUGAACUGUCUGACAGCAAUGGUUUAAAUUCCAGAAACAAAAAAUCCAGACAGAAACGGCUUGUAAAUCUCAAUAUUCAGCAAGCGGCCCGGAGCACUCUGGGAUCACGGGUACACAGCAACUAUGACAGAAAGCGCUCUCUCUUUCCUGAGCUAAUGGUGGCCCACAGCAUAAAUAAAUCUCUGCCACUUGAGGCGAUGCAAUGUUCACCCAAGAUUUAGUAGUUUUUCCCUCAUGCGUGUCAGUUUGCAAGAAAGUUAAGUUUAAGUUUAAAAGAUGCUGCUUUUUUAUUGUUAUCAUCGGAGAACCAGAGAAACUAAUACGCUUUCUGUUUAUGUGUCUAAAAUUGUAAGCAAUGUACUUCCCCUGAGGCUACAGUCCAUCAGUGUCAAGCUAGAGUGCUGUACAGCCAUCAUAUAAAUUAAACACACACCAAAAUCAAAGAAAACAGCAAAUGAUGGUCCCAGAAACCUUUAACACUUUCCCCAUCAGUUUUUUUGUACGAUUUACUCACCGUGAACAAUCAAGACAAUUUCAGUAGCUUUAUUAACAUGGACAUCCUGACAAACCAUCUGUCAUUCUAAUAUUUUUCCUAUUAAACAGUCUGUCAUUUUCAGCAGCAAGCUGAACGUCAUGAAAUCUUGUGAAACUUUGUCAAGCUUUGCUUGAGCUGCCAGAGGGAAGCAAAUGAAUGAUGGCUAAUCUGUUUGACAAACAGAACUGCAUUGUAGCAUGACCGUCUAUACGCUGUGAAUUCAGUGUAAACAAAGCCAGAACUAAGAUGCAACAACAAAGGAAACAAUCAACGUUCUAGAAUUAAGUGUAAAUGGAGUCAGGGCAAUGUGUUGGCUGAUCCAAGAGCAUGAAACAUUUCAGAAAUACAAAACAACUUCCACAAAAGGACAUCAUUUUACAUAAUCACUAACCUAAUUAUCUGGUGAACAAUUAUUCAGUACAUUAGUAUGUCAGUUUGAAAGGGCCCAUUCUGUAGAAGUUCUUCUGUAAAGGCCAGACGUUCUACCACAGGAAGCUGACAAUAUGGUGCCCACCACAAACCACACGUCCUGCAUCCUUCUGAACAUUCUGUUCACAUUGAUAUUUAGAGGCGUGGGAAGGUGCACAGAGAACGACUGCACGAUGAUGGAAGAUAAGAAUUUAGAAAUAGGUUACCUUGCUGACAAGCAUAAAUUAUUGAAGAUGAUUUGAGAGAGGAAGUGCCUUUCUGGAUUCCUCCCAGGAUGAGCGCCAACAACUCCAGCCUGGUUGAUGAUGCACAGCCCCUGUUCAUUCUUCCUCUGGCACUGGUCAUCUUCCUCACAGUGAUUGGAAACCUGUUGGUCAUCUUGGCUAUCGUUCGCACCCCUCUCCUCCACACCACCACCAACGUCUUCAUCAUCUCCCUGGCCUUUGCGGAUCUCAUCAUGGGUUGUGUGGUCCAGCCUUUGGGCGCCAGCAUGGUGGUGAGCGGGAAAUGGCUUUUAAGUGACAAGUUCUGUGACUUGUGGACGUCCGUGGACGUGCUUUGCGUCACUGCCAGCAUAGAGACAUUGUGUGUCAUUGCCGUUGAGCGCUAUUUUGCGAUCAUGAGACCUUUUGAGCAUCAGGUCCUCCUCGGGAAACGCAGAGCUGGCUAUAUCGUCUCCACGGUGUGGAUAGUGGCGUCCCUAGUUUCCUUCGUGCCAAUCAUGAACCAUUUUUCUCGUGCAGAAUAUGUGGCAGCAAAAAAUUGUUACGAUAAAUCAGAAUGCUGUGAUUUCCAUACUAACGAGACCUACACCAUCUUCUCCUCAGUGGUGUCCUUCUACGUGCCCCUCGUUAUUAUGGUGUUUGUGUACGGGAAGGUGUUUGGCAUCGCGACCAGACAGUUGAAACUCAUUGACAAGAAUAGACUCCGCUUUCUGAGCACAUGCACAGAAGUCUCUUGUGAAAGUCCAGGUGAAACGGUGCGUAAUUUGAGCCGGAGGUCAACGAGGCAUGUCGUGAAAGAACACAAGGCACUCAAGACGCUGGGGAUUAUUAUGGGCACCUUCAUUCUCUGUUGGCUGCCCUUCUUUUUCUUCCAAAUCAUCAAGGUUUUUAAUCCCGAAGUGCUGUCGAAGGAUGUGUUCCUCCUGUUGAACUGGCUCGGUUACACCAAUUCAGGCCUGAACCCAAUCAUCUACUGCCACAGUCCCGAGUACCGCACCGCAUUCCUCAAUCUUCUAGGGUACAAAAAACUCAAGCGGUUAAAUUACGACAAUUACGUGCACAAACAUCUAUGGUCCCUCAGCUCGCGCAUCCAAAGCAACGGUUCUGUAAAUAUGGAUUGCUUAGGUCAUGAAGAUACAUCUGCAAUGGGUGGGAACGUUUGCGCAGACACGUGUACAGUUUUCAAAGAAGAAGAGAUGGAAACUCAGCCUCACAAUGACUCAAACGUGGCACAGAUCAAUGUAGCAGAGAUGUCAAAGGGCCACUGAAGAUGGGAAACAGAUCCUUUGCUUUUCAAGAGAAUUAACUGUACCCGAACGUCAUGCUUUUCAACUGGACCUUGAUUGUAUUUCAUUUAAACCAUGUGCACAGGCAAAACAGCCAAAUCCUUAGGUAAAGAGCAGCAAAGCGGAAAAAUGAUAAUCGAGAACAAACCGUGACAUAAAAAUGAUCACGUACUGACAGUUUUUUGAACUUUAAACAGAAUGAAACUGGAAACUGAAGUCCUAAACUGUCAUCUCUUUACCUCACAAACCAUCAAAAACAAAUCUGUGUGUGGAUGUUUUUUUCCAUGUUUCCAUUUCAGUCACUACCCAGAGAUGAAUUGGAAUGCAUAAUGCGUGUGAUCAAUGUCCAAAAUGUGAGCAAAAAUUUCCUUUGGUGAUUAAAUAAAUGAGAAAGUCUCGGAAACAUUAUUAGAAAAAUAAUUAUGCAAUAGCACAUGCACAACAGUAGUGUUUGUACUACAUCUAGUUAGUUCAGGUAUUUUCUUCAUCAAUGCAAAUCGCUCCAAAAAGUACAGAAUCUUGUUUCUGACAUGGGAUUAAAAAAAAAAAAAGAAAAAUUGACAUCUUAUUAUUCCUUUACAUCUUACUAUUCCAUCGAUUCUUCUCAGAAUUUCAAGUUUAUUUCUCACAAUUCUGACUUUAUUCUCGCAAUUCUGAGAAAACAUUUAUGAUGUAAUAUCAGAAUUGUGAUAAAAAAUAGUCAGAAUCACAGACU